This is a messenger RNA of Capsicum annuum, 2490 nucleotides long. Its product is annotated as CTL-like protein DDB_G0274487. The record is from RefSeq and is a predicted model, not a curated record. The coding region runs from base 213 to 2018 and encodes 601 amino acids. Gene Ontology annotation, cellular component: membrane. The transcript is spliced from 5 exons. Gene Ontology annotation, biological process: transmembrane transport. Lineage: Eukaryota; Viridiplantae; Streptophyta; Magnoliopsida; Solanales; Solanaceae. Gene Ontology annotation, molecular function: transmembrane transporter activity.
GGUAAAUAUUUUUUGAUAAUAUGGUACAGAGUAAAAGCUUUGAUGAAAGCAAUAUUUUGAUACCCAGCAAUAGUUGAUACCCACCAAUAGCAUCCAUAACCCACCACAAUUCACAUAGCAACAAAAUCUAACGUUCCUCUCCCCAUAACGGCAUUAACAUCUACUUCCUGCCUUCCUCUUACUCCACGCGCCGCCGCACUCUCUCGGCUUUCAUGGGUGCAGCUGAACCAUUAGUUGAUGAAGAAAAUGGAGAAAAGACAACGAAGAUACAAGAAGAAGAAGAAGAAGAAGAAGAUAGAGAUGUUGAAAAAGGAUUUCAUGGACAGCAUCCGCCUCCGCCUCCGCCAGCAGCAACAGGCGGGGACAAUUUUCACAUGUCGAGAAUGCAAAGAUUAAGUGCUACAAAUCCUCUAAGGCUCGUAAUGAAUGCCGGAACUAGAGUUGCUUCUCCUUCUCCUUAUCACUCUCCGGCACCGGCACCGGCACCGGCUCCUGCUCCUGCUCGUCAUCAGCGCCGUUCAUUUCUGAAUCCUUUUCGCCAUCGUCCUUCUCCGGCUCCAGCUCCGGUGCCGGUGACGGUGACGGCGCCGGAGCAGUACCGGCCUUCUCCCGUUUCGGUUCCAGCUCCGGAUCAGUAUCAACCUUCUCCGGCUCCUUCUCAGACUCGUUCCACUCCUACUAUUACUCCUCAACAACCUUCAGUAGUAACACUGAAUUCAAGAUCAUACACGAACAAGUUUUCACUAUUUCUCUUCAUGGUACACAUGAUUGCGGCAAUUGGGCUAGUUUGUUUUCUUGUAUACAAAGGUAUACAAGGUCUACUAGAAGCAGGGGAGGCACAAAGAAAGGAAAAGAGAUUGUUAAAGUAUUUUCUACCACAAGUAGAAGCAGCUUCUCUACUUAGCAUAACACUUGCAUUUGUAUGGCAAAAAGCAAUGAGAAUGUGGCCUAUAUUCAUGGUUCAUUUUGUACUUUGGGGUUCUUUUGUUCUCACAUUAUCAGCAGGAAUACUAUUGAUUUGCUUUCAAAGACCAGCAACUGAUGGUGUUGGAGUUGUGUUUAUCAUGUUUGCGAUUGGUAAUGGAUUGUAUUCUUGUUGGGUGACGCCAAGAAUUAAGUUUUGUACGAAGGUUUUGACUAAAUCACUUGAACCCGUACCCAAAUUUGGCGAUUUGAAUAGGCCAACUUAUCUAACACUUGCUGCUGGAUUCUUAUGGAUGUCUCUGUGGAUUUUGGCUGUGAUUGGGGCUAUAAAUUUCUAUUUCCCACCGUUGAUUAUCAUGGCGUUGGUUCUGAGUAUGGCUUGGGUUACUGAAGUGAUGAGGAAUGUAGUGAAUUUGACUGUGAGUAGAGUGAUCGCGCUGUAUUAUCUACGAGGGAUGCAAUCUAGUACACAGUUUUGUUUCCAGAGGGCAUUGUCUGUGAAUCUUGGAAGUGCUUGUCUUGGUUCUUUGUUUGUUCCUGCGAUUGAAGCUUUAAGGAUUGUAGCUCGUGGGUUGAAUUUGCUUGAAGGUGAAGAUGAGUUCAUGUUUUGUUGUGCUCAUUGUGGAUUGAAAAUCAUGGAUUCCAUUUUCAAGCGUGGCAAUGGUUGGGCAUAUGUUCAGAUCGCCACGUAUGGUAAGAGCUUUGUGAAGGCAUCACAAGACACAUGGGAGCUAUUUCAAAAGAGAGAAAUGGAGUCAAUUGUAGAUUCGGACAUGACAAGCGCCAUUUGCUUCCUAACAGGAGUAUGUAGUGGUUCGAUUUGUGUAAUUGUGGUUGGUGCUUGGACCUUCUCUGUCUACCCCAAUUUCACAGCCACCUUGGCCCUUCUAUCUGCCUACGUUGGUUACCUUCUGACGAGAAUUGCAAUGGCUUUGCCUCACGCUUGUGUGAGUAGUUACUACGUUUGUUAUGCUGAAAAUCCUGAUAACAGACUUUUUGACAAGACCAUUCAAGAACGAAUCAAUUCAAUCAAGACUGAUCGUGAUUGCAUUGUGCCAACUCCUAGAUCUGUACCUUCUCGGUUUGCAAGAUAACAUAACUCCCGCCUUUUUGUUUCAUUGAUAACUCGAAUUCAUUACCUCUGGGUUGAAGAAUACUUGUCAUCUGAGCAACCCCGACUUGUCGAGCACCACCUCAUGAGUUAUGCACAUGUACAUAAAUAUUUUUUUUUGUCAACAUAACCAUUUGUUAAUUACAUCAUCAAUUUAUUGUAAGGACCAAAGGCUCAACUCAACAAGUAAUGAUGUGAAUACUAACAUUCAAGUUGGGAGUCCCCACACAAUUUCCCAACAAGAAGAGGCCACGAUGAGGUGUCUUGUGGUCCUGUCUUUUGUAUUUAUAUAAUAAUUAUGUACUUUGGAAUAUUGUACUGGUGGUGUUUAGACCCCACCACUGUUAUAUUGUCAACAUCUUAUCUUAGUUAGGUAAACCCAAUGUCAUUUAAUUAAUUGGAUUUCAUUCUUUACGUAAUCAGGUAAAGUUGGAACUAAUUUUGUUUUGUUAGAA